Molecule: messenger RNA, 1257 nt
Organism: Wallemia ichthyophaga EXF-994
Lineage: Eukaryota; Fungi; Basidiomycota; Wallemiomycetes; Wallemiales; Wallemiaceae
Product: Protein sof1
Exons: 2
Coding region: 1-1257 (418 amino acids)
Biological process (GO): maturation of SSU-rRNA from tricistronic rRNA transcript (SSU-rRNA, 5.8S rRNA, LSU-rRNA)
Cellular component (GO): nucleolus; small-subunit processome
Molecular function (GO): protein binding
Source: RefSeq, a predicted model, not a curated record
AUGGAUAGAAUGUUCGCCAAACCUUUUAUCGGUUCAAUUGAGUGCGGUGAUGGUGUUUACGGCAUGGCUAGGGAUAGCUCUAGGUUGGGCGUUGUUGCCACUUCAGGCGCUUUAGGUGAAGUCGCUGUACAUGAUAUACCCACUCGUCAACCUCUACUCAACAUCCCAAACGCUCAUCAUGGCAUUGUUUCCUCCUUAACUUUUUCACAUACAGCUAAGUCUAAUCGCGGCGACUCCAGAUUACUUAGUGCAGGCGUUGAUAAGUCUGUCAAGAUGUGGGACGCUAACUACUCCACUGACGCUGGUGAUAACGCCGGUUUUAUUGAUGAAGAUGUCGCUGAGAAACACUCACAAAAACCGUUAAGAGUUUGGUCAGCUAAUGCUGGUAUCAACUCAAUCACUCACAAUCGCUUACAUCCAACAUUCGCAACUGCAUCUAACGCAAUUCAGCUCUGGGAAGAGGCACGCACUGAACCAAUUGAGACCUAUAAAUGGGGUCACGAUAACAUUUCUGCUCUCAAAUUCUCCCCCACCGAGCAUUCCAUCAUGGCUGCUGCAGGUAGUGAUAGAAGUGUGUCUUUAUGGGAUACGCGUGUCAACGGUGGUAGUAUAGGUCGUAUUAUGACUCCUUUCAAGAUGAAUGACUUGUCUUUCAACCCAAUCCUCCCAACGCUCCUCCUCACAGCGGGUGAAGACCACAAUCUUUACACAUGGGAUAUACGCAAUCUUGGCAAUGGUGCGCUACAGAUAUACAAAGACCACGUAGCUGCUGUUACUACGUGUGACUGGUCUCCAACCGGCCAACAGAUCGCUAGUGGUGGCUGGGACCGCACUGUUAGAGUAUUCGACAAGAAUCACGGUAGAUCGAGCGAUUGCUACCACACUAAGCGUAUGCAGAGACUGAUGAAUGUUCAAUUCAGUCUGGAUAGCAAGUACAUUCUCACUGGCUCAGAUGAUGGUAAUCUUAGGAUGUGGAAGUCGAGAGCAAGUGAUAAGAUUGGUCAGAUUGAUGGUCGUGAGCGUGAUAAGAUGAACUAUAGAGAUAGCCUUAGGCAGAGAUGGGGUGGUGUGGGUGAAGUUCGCAAGGUGGAGCGCAGAAGAAACACACCAAAGGCUAUUAGGAACGCGUCGUCAGCUAAGAAGACUAUGGUGGAUGCGCAAAGAGCUAAAGAGGAGAAUAUACGCACGCACACCAAAGCUGGACAGGCGAAGCCAAAGUCUGAGAAGAAGAGGGCGGUUGUGAGUGAGCAGACGUGA